GUGUUUCAGAAGGCUAAGAAAAAGAAAGUCUAACAAAACGCUUCUCCUAAUUCUGGUCUCAAUCAAGGUCAAGUCUGGUUCCAACAAUUCCUACCAUUCACAUUCUACCACCACUCGCACUCAACCCCAAUACAAAGCUUCAUCAUUAACACCAACCUCAAACUACUUCAAAUACACUCAAAAAAAAUUCCAACUAAGAUCAAAACGCAACGCAAUACAAGAAGUGCCCUAUUCUUUCUCACUUCAUUCGCCAACAUCAAAUUCAAGAAAAAUCACUUCUUCUUGAAAAGAACGAAGAAAAUGGCGAUUCAUUAUUCACCCACUCUUCGAUGUUGCCUUCCGGCGCUGCAUCGCACUUCGCCUUCUCGCUCGGUUCUCACGCCAUCGGUAUUCUUCCGCACUCCUACCCUAAGGCUCGUCUCGGUUCGGUCCCAAGCCUCAGGCUCUGAUGCCGUCGGUUCGGCCAAGAAACACUCUCAUGCUGCAGUUGGGUUAUCAUCUUCGUCGUCGGUGAUUGAUUUUCUCACUCUCUGCCACCGCCUUAAGACCACAAAAAGAAAAGGAUGGGUUAAUCAUGGGAUAAAAGGUGCUGAAUCGAUUGCUGAUCAUAUGUACCGCAUGGCUUUAAUGGCGUUGAUUGCUGUUGAUGUUCCAGGAUUGAAUAGAGAAAGAUGUAUUAAAAUAGCACUCGUGCAUGAUAUUGCAGAAGCUAUUGUAGGAGAUAUAACACCUUCUGAUGGUGUGCCGAAGGCUGAAAAGAGCAGAAGGGAGCAGGAAGCUUUGAAUAAAAUGUGUGAACUUCUUGGUGGAGGGAUGAGAGCUGAAGAGAUUAAAGAACUUUGGGAAGAGUAUGAAAACAAUUCUUCUUUAGAGGCCAAUCUUGUGAAGGAUUUUGACAAGGUUGAACUGAUUCUACAAGCGCUGGAGUAUGAAGUAGAACAUGGAAAAGUGUUGGAUGAAUUUUUCCUUUCAACUGCAGGGAAGUUUCAAACUGAAAUAGGAAAAAGUUGGGCAGCUGAGAUCAUGUCAAGAAGAAAAUCUAUAUCAGCAAAAAGGGGUAAGUUGAUAUAGGUCUGAGUUAAACCAGAACCAAUAAGCAUGAUUUUUUGCAGAACUGGGUUCUGGAAUUUUAACAUGAUUUAGGGUGACAUCUAUCUGCUGUCCCUGCCUGAUGAGUUCUUUUUUUGAAUUUCCAAUCAUUUUGUCUUUCUUGGUGACACUUUUAAACUUAGCUUCUCUCUUCA
Molecule: messenger RNA, 1244 nt
Organism: Vigna unguiculata (cowpea)
Lineage: Eukaryota; Viridiplantae; Streptophyta; Magnoliopsida; Fabales; Fabaceae
Cellular component (GO): cytoplasm
Molecular function (GO): 5'-deoxynucleotidase activity
Source: RefSeq, a predicted model, not a curated record